AUGCCGGCCUCCCAACAACCAUCACCAGGACCCGGGAAGCCCCCAACCAGCAUUCCAGAACGGCUAUUAACGCCUGAUGAAAUGCUACCGCCGGGUGAAGAAUGGGCCCCAAAAUCAAAGACCUAUCUGGGUGAAGGUGGCACUGAUCGACCAGCAACUAAUGCCAAAGGCACCGUGGAUGACGAGGCCGAAGAUCCAGCUCCUGCGGGAAACACCCAGGAAGUCGCCGCCAAAGUUCAGUACCUAUACGGCGAUGAUUUGGGACACGGGCGUGUGAGCUGGAAAGCAAAGCCCACGCAUCCAGACGAUCCCAAGUCCGACCUCAUCAACAAGGACUCUGGAUAUGUCGUGCGCAAAAUCUCACAAGGAGUCAAUCAUCCUUGGGAGAUGCACUCCGUCAUCGUCCGACGCCCUCACAUCAUGAAAAUCCUUCGACAAAUCCUAUCAGACUACCCCGGUGUUUCUCCUGUGGUCGACCACUUGAAAUUAGACAGCCCGUUCAAGCCAAUGUUUCAUCAUUGGGAUGACUUUUGCCAGGCUGUAGAGCAGUCCGAUGACUUCACCAAGCAGCAUGUUGAGGGGUUUGUGGCAUUACUCAAGGAGGAACUUGCGCCCUACUUUGAGGCUUUGGAGAAUGCAGAUUCGCACAACAUCAUUGAGCACCAGAACCUGUGGACAAUUUUCGCGCCUCACCAGCUUGUUUGGACGGAUCUCAAGCAACACCACUCCAUCGGCGAGCUAAUGCGGACAGACUUAGAUCCAGUGACUGGCGCUUUCUUUGUAGUAUACAACCAAACUGCCUGGGAUGGCUUCACGUUGACGUCCGAAUCAGGCGUGGUGCGCAUCCCGGCCUUCACUGGGACAAGUGCCAUCACCGGAUUAGCUGCCGUUCCCUUGUUGAGAAAGCCGGAUGCAGGAGAUAUCACAAAAGUAGUGCUGGACCGCGGGAGAAAGUUUCUGGGUCUUCUCGGUUGUCAUUACCGGGAAUACUUGGGCUUCGGAUCGUCGGAGUGGCGGGCUGACAUGCUAGGAAGACCUCAGGUAGAAUGGGAAGCGGUCUCAGGUCGCGUUGUCCUGGAUGCUGCACUAUGGCAUGGAAAGGUGGGAGAUCGCGGUGAGCCUCCAGAUGCUGACUCUCUUCCAAAGACCGACCAAGAAGUUCUUAUUUGUAGCCCUUUGAUCAAGGGGUACUCCUUGACCUCCAAGAAAUGGUUCAAGGGCAGGAUUCUGGCUGACCAAACCCGCAAUACAGACAAAUUGUUUGUGGAUAAUGUAUCGGAUAUCAUCUGGGAUGAUUCAUCCUCCGGGUUGGUGCUCAACAGCACGGAAAAGGAUCUUCUUCUCGGUUUUGCACAGACGAAGCUAUCCGGGACCACCGAAUUUGAUGAUUUGGUCCGAGGCAAAGGCAAGGGCGUCAUCAUCCUUCUUUCUGGCCCCCCUGGGGUUGGAAAAACAAUGACGGUUGAAUCAAAAGUCGCAAACAUGAUGCGUGUUCCGCUCUAUCCAGUGAGCGCAGGUGAGCUUGGAAGCGAGGCUACCAGGGUCGAAAGCCAGCUACGGCAAGCUCUCGUUUAUUGCAAAGAGUGGAAUGCGGUGCUGCUUCUAGAUGAAUCAGACGUGUUCCUUCAAGAGCGGAAUGUUAUCGAUCUACGGAGGAAUGAACUUGUGUCUAUCUUUCUUCGCCUGUUGGAAUACUACGAUGGCAUGAUGUUCUUGACUACCAACAGGAUUAAAACUAUGGACCCUGCUUUCCAAUCCAGAAUUGACUUGACAGUCCAUUAUCCAGACCUUUCAAAAAGCUCCAGGGCCAGUGUAUGGAGGAAUUUUCUCCAACCGGGUGAGAGCACCAGCACAGAAAUCGAUUUUGAUGAGCUUGCAUCGCACGCCCUAAAUGGAAGACAAAUCAAGAAUACAGUCAAACUGGCAAAGAUGCUGGCAAUCAGAAGAGAGCAAGCGCUUCACAUGGAUCACCUUAGACAAAUUCUUCAACUAUCUGCUUCCCAAUCUGCGCAAGGAAUGACGAGUUACUACUUAUGA
Clonostachys solani is the source of this 2037-nucleotide messenger RNA. The record is from the annotation of a GenBank genome assembly. NCBI's taxonomy places the organism in Eukaryota, Fungi, Ascomycota, Sordariomycetes, Hypocreales, Bionectriaceae.